This is a messenger RNA of Gordionus sp. m RMFG-2023, 1104 nucleotides long. RefSeq lists its product as uncharacterized. The transcript is spliced from 2 exons. The coding region runs from base 1 to 1104 and encodes 367 amino acids. Gene Ontology annotation, molecular function: double-stranded DNA 3'-5' DNA exonuclease activity. Gene Ontology annotation, biological process: DNA repair. The record is from RefSeq and is a predicted model, not a curated record. Lineage: Eukaryota; Metazoa; Nematomorpha; Gordioida; Chordodea; Parachordodidae.
AUGGUUACAACAAAGCAUGGGCGGGGUACAGCCCAAAGUACCCCGUGGGCCUCCUCAUCCGCCUACGACAAAAAGAAGGAUGGGAAACCUGGUGGAACCACUAUUCAUGAAAAUGAAACUUAUGACGGCCAUAAACGACCUGAUAAAAAGUGGAGAAACCAGUUUACGGGUGAUCGAGUUAGGGUCGCGACAUGGAAUGUUGGGAGUAUGACGGAAAGAGCGGGAGAAGUCGUCGAUGUAUUGCACAGAAGACAUAUAGAUGUGUGCUGCAUACAGGAGACUAGAUGGAAAGGAAAUGGGACCAGAAUGAUUGGCAAGACUAACGAAAAGUAUAAAUUCUUUUGGCAAGGAGGUAUUGAUGGUAAGGCUGGAGUUGGGGUAUUGGUUGCGGAGAAAUUGGUAGACAAAGUAGUCGAAGUGAGAAGGCUAGACAACCAGAUAAUGGUUAUCAAGAUGAUUUUUGGUAGAAAGCUAUAUAAUAUUAUCUCGGCAUAUGUUCCUCAGGUUGGAAGAAGUGAAGAAGAGAAAGAUAUAUUUUGGGACAGUCUAUUGGGGGUGACAUCGAGACUGGCAAAUGAAGAGGGGAUUAUUCUGGCUGGUGAUCUGAAUGUACAUGUGGGAGCGAGUAGUGAGGUGAUAUCGGGAGAGGAAUGUAUAAAUCAAUAUCGACUAGUUGUAGGAGAUCUCACUCUUAAAGGUGCCAGGGUCACUAAAAGAAAGUUUGUCCCAAGGCUGAAGGUUUGGAAAUUAAAGGAGGAGAGUGCUAGACGUCAAUUCAAUAUAGCAUUGGCGAUUAGGGAGGCGGAGGUGGCACAAGCAUCUGGAGUGAAUGACAAGUGGGAAGCCAUAAAGAAAGCCUGGGUAAUGACAACUGAGGAGGUAUGUGGAUGGACAAAAGGGCCGCCUAGACAUAAGAAGACUUGGUGGUGGAACCCGGAGGUAGCGAAAGCCGUGGAUGAGAAACGGAGGUGUUUCAAAGUAUGGUAUAAUAGCAAAGAAAAUAGUGAUAAUGAUAUUUACAAGAUGGCUAAAAGAAAUGCUAAGAAAUUAAUAGCGAAGGCUCAAGAAGAAAAAAGACACGAGUUUGCUAAAGAAAUGGAAUGA